Scomber japonicus (chub mackerel) is the source of this 3114-nucleotide messenger RNA. Its product is annotated as ERBB receptor feedback inhibitor 1. The transcript is spliced from 4 exons. Gene Ontology annotation, cellular component: extrinsic component of cytoplasmic side of plasma membrane. NCBI's taxonomy places the organism in Eukaryota, Metazoa, Chordata, Actinopteri, Scombriformes, Scombridae. Gene Ontology annotation, biological process: negative regulation of epidermal growth factor receptor signaling pathway; regulation of keratinocyte differentiation. The coding region runs from base 595 to 1776 and encodes 393 amino acids. The record is from RefSeq and is a predicted model, not a curated record.
UGUGUCAGUUUAGGGGUACUAGACAUGAAAAGGUUUGAGAUCCACUAGCCUAAAGAAUCAUAAAGUGACAAUAUUCAAGUAAAUACAUUUAAAAGUAGUCCCCAGCCUUCAUUCCCCAAAUGUAUUUUCCACCACCACUGAUUUAUAAAUAAUUACCUACCCCCCCUCCCUCUUAAGUUUUUCCUAAUGCUUUUUGUGUUUUGGGGGAUUUUUCCCUUUAAGACGGCCUUUGGGUGGAGUUAUCGUGUUCAGGGUGCUGGGUGUAUUUAUAAGGAGAUGAGGAAACGCGCGUCACUCUGACAAAAAUGAGUUUCACCUCCCAGUAUUGUUGACAGGAGGGAUGCUGCACAUGGUUCAGGCUGGACUGGGAGACUGACUUUUACUGUACAGACAGACUUUUUCUCAUUGGACACAACCGAUCGACCGACCCGGCUGUCCGGGAUGAAGGAUUAACCUAAACUGCACAUUCAUGCUCACCGUGGGCUAGGAUGAAGCCAGGAUGGUUUUGAUGGAGCUCACUUGUGUUGGAGCUUUAGACCAAUGCCAAACAGAACUACAACAUGACCACGAGUCAGAAUAACUACUGGGGACAGCAUGACCUCAGCAGAAAUGAUUUACACACAUGCGCAGCUCUGUGCAGAUUUCUCAACCUCUCCUGCGUUACGACUGCAUUGCAGAAUGUGCUUCGGCCUGAGUACUGACAUGGAUCACAACCUGACGGAGCUUCAACCACAGCAAGUAGCCAAAGAGUUUAACUCCAACAUCCCCCUCUCUCAGUCUUCUUUCUACUCUGAUACUUACCGCCUGACGCCUGAAAACGUUCUCCAGCCCCAUGAGGGGGACCAGGUGGUCCCUUCAUCCCAGAGACGGACAGUGUUUGGGGGCCAUCAUAAAGAAGCCAAACCCCUGCCUCCUCUUCCUGACCCUGAGGAGCUCAUGUCAGACGAGGCAGCAGAUAGUGAGGUGGAGUUCUUUACCAGUGACCGACGGCGCCUUUUGCCCAAAAGCUGUCCCAAGGCUGUGUGCAGGGGCAGGAACAGAGGCUUCGGCCAGGUAAAUAAUGCCUAUCAGGAGAGCUCAUUACAGGCUGGGGCUGCUGGAAUUGGCUCCAUUGCUUUCUCCUGGCCAGGCAGAGAGGACAGACCAACAGGUACAGUGGGUGGGUUUGGAGCCAACAACUGGACACUAGCUCCCCAGAGAGAAGACCACCAGCAUGUGGUGUCAGCAGUCGGAGAUAACUUAUGUAGAAAACGGCCAGACCAACACCAGUCAUCCAGAUUCCGGUUUUCCUGCUCAGGUCCUGCUUCCCAGCUGUUCCACAGCAGCACAACAGUCCCCACUGACAAGCCACAAAUCCCUCCUCGUAUCCCCAUCCCUCCAAAACCUCUGGCUCUCUCAAAGAGUGUGAGCGCCAACAAAGACGACAAGCCUCCCAAAAUCCCUCCAAGGGUCCCUUUAGUUCCACCGUGCCCACCACGUAGCCCAAGCCCAAAAAGCCUUCCAAUUUAUAUCAACGGUGUGAUGCCUGCCACACAGAGUUUUGCUGCUAACCCAGAAUAUGUGAGUAAGGCAUUACAGAGACAGCAGAGUGAAAGGGCGCCACCUGCAGCUCAGUUUUCUCCUUGCAUUGUUCCCAUUUUGAAGGAUGGGAGACAGGCCAGCGCCACUCACUACAUCCUCCUACCGCCAGGCCGCCAGGCAUACACGGACAGACGAGAAAGACUCCUGAGUGAACCCGCCAGGACGGGAAACUCCAGUGUCUGGCAGAACAGAUAAAAGUUCUUGCUUAUGUCACUGUAUCUGACACUUACUGAGGAGAAAACUUUGACUGACAUCAUUAAUAAACAUGUGAUACACUAGUGUACCGAGUGUGUAACAACAUCUCCAUGCUACAUUCACAUGUCUAAUGACAUUGGUUUUACCUUCAAUGGCUGAUGUAUUUUAAGAUUAUUUAUGUCACACACCACUGUGAGGUUUUUGUCUGUUUUUAACAUUUUACCGGCGAGUAUUUUAAAGACGUCUCCUGGAAAACAUCAUGAUAUUCCAGUAUUUUCCUUAAUGUAGGAGAAAUAUUUACCUCCCAUAACCAUUUACAUUUUGAAUUUUCUGCAGUUUCUUAUGGGGAUUAUAUUUUAAGUCUGACAGCCAUACAGGGACAUCAUUAAACCAACGGACUCUAUAUUCCUUACAGAGGGGGGGAAUCAUUACUGUACAUACAAGCUGGGCUUGUAUAAAACUGUUCAUUCCCUGUGUGUUAUUUUUUUAAGACAAUGCUGCUUGAAAUCCUGAUUAUAAUGUAUUCACAGAUUUAAUAUUUUGUAAAAUCAUUCUCAGAUUAGGAUAAUUAAUGGUAAAUUUAACAAUGAUCAAUGUGGUUGAUAUUAGAAAAUACUUUUUGAACUACAUCAAUUUAAGCUCUGUUUGUAUUUCAAAUCACAUGCCUUUUGUAGGAUUUUGUGCACAAGUGCUUAAUUUUUCUUAAAAGCACCUCUGAUUAUGAAAAAGCUGAUCUUUAAAGUUACACCACCCUACAUCCUUCCUGCACAAACAUUGAUUCAUGCCUUUGGUUCUACAAAGUUUAAUUUAUUUAAAGGUAUUUUCUGUGAUCUGAAAAUCACAACACAUGACUGAAGCCUGCUGUCAUCAUUGAACUGAUUGACAGGUCUCUUAAUAAAUAAAGCAAGAAAACUAGUUAACAUCUAAAUCAUUAACUCUGUCUGAUGUUCUUCAUUCUUGUGUUUCUCUACACAGGAGUAAAAAAAGCAUCUAUAUUCAUUAAUGAUCCUUUGACAAACAUUUUAAUAAUUAAGCAAAUACUUAUAAUUCUCUGCGUGAAUUUAGCUCAAAUACUGUACAUGGUCAAAAGAAAAAUACAGAUUGGGCCUUUCUUAUUUGUGGGCAUGGAAACCGUGUUACGUUUACACUGAGGUGAGGACCCGCGUUUACAAUGUUUGUUACAUCGACGGGUUGGAAGUUCUCAUGAAGGUUCUGUGUCAGAUUCAGCCCAAGCAAAGGCUAUUUGUAAGUUCAUCAUGUUUGUGUCAAAAGUAAAUCAUUGUAAAAUUGUGUUUUUAAUGUAUUUAUAGAAAUAAAAUAACUUAUUCAUUCUAUAAA